This is a messenger RNA of Zygotorulaspora mrakii, 1968 nucleotides long. RefSeq names its product putative ATP-dependent RNA helicase DBP6 (gene DBP6). The transcript has a single exon. The coding region runs from base 1 to 1968 and encodes 655 amino acids. Gene Ontology annotation, molecular function: ATP binding; nucleic acid binding. The record is from RefSeq and is a predicted model, not a curated record. Gene Ontology annotation, cellular component: nucleus. Lineage: Eukaryota; Fungi; Ascomycota; Saccharomycetes; Saccharomycetales; Saccharomycetaceae.
AUGUUUGCUGUUAGGUUUGAUCCCAAUCAGGUGUUUGAAGCAACUCCUCAGGAGCAAAAUGAAACGGGAGCUAUUAUUCCAUUAAAGAGGGCAAAAAGUGUUGAGGAUGAUGAGGAUGAUGACGGUGAAGAUAAUGGUGACAAAGACGACAAUGAAGAUAUUGAAAUGAAAAAUGCAAAUGACAAAGAUAUCAAGCAUGAAACUGCUGAUAAGCAUGAAUUUGAGGACGCGAACGCCGACUCUAGUGGUGAGGACGAUUCUUCAGAUGAAGAAAAUAGAUCUGACGACCAAUCUGUGGGUUCUGGUGAAGCUUUCGAACUAAAAGGUAGCUUGGGUACAAAUUUGAAUAAGAGUCAUUCUUCUGUUCUGUCUAGAUUUCAGAAGUCUAUGAAGUUGCGUGAUACACGCGAGGUAGCGGAUGAUUCAACGAACAACGAUGCAGCCGUAGUAGAUGAAGGAACGCAUCAAGUGCUAGAACACAUUCCUCAACCACCAAUAGUCAGGAGCACCAACUUCUCUGAGUCGAAUGAUCACAAAUCCAUUGCAUGGCUUCAUACCACAAAAGUGUAUUACGAUAACUCUAUGAGUAAACCAUUCGAUUCUUAUUCAAGUGAAUUAGAACCAAAUCUUCUCAGUAAUAUCAAAAGACAAUUUGCCGGCGAUACAUUCCCAAUCCAAACCGUACUGCUGAAUAAUAUUCUGCCUGUGCUAAACUUUUCUUUACAAACCACGAGAAAGAAUUUAACAAGAAGAGUGGGUGACAUUCUAGUCAAUGCUUCCACUGGUUCUGGUAAAACUUUAGGCUAUGCAAUUCCUAUAGUUCAACUGCUAUCGAAAAGGAAUGUAAAUAAACUUCGAGCUCUUAUCAUCCUUCCAACUAAAUUACUAAUCAACCAAGUAUAUGAAACAAUAAGAAAGUUAUCUCAGGGAACAGGACUUAUAAUAAGUAUGUCGAAGUUAGACUGCUCCUUGAAAGAAGAACAUACUAAAUUUCUGCAGAACGAACCAGAUAUCUUGGUCACAACUCCUGGUAGAUUAGUUGAUCAUUUGAAUAUGAGUUCACUCAGUCUAAAAAAUUUAUCCAUUUUAGUAUUAGAUGAAGCUGAUCAUUUACUGAAUCAAUCGUUUCAAAAUUGGUGUCCUGAGCUCAUGAAUAGAAUCAAGAUGGACAAAAAUGAUAAUAUGCCAGGCAACGUUAUAAAAAUGAUUUUUAGUGCGACUUUGACAACAAACACGGAAAAGUUACAUGGUCUUCAGCUUUACAACCCGAAAUUAUUUGUCAUGGAUUCUGUGAAGUUAUACAAUCUACCUUCAACAUUGCAAGAGUACAAUAUAGGCAUACCAACAGCAAAAAGUAUUUUCAAGCCGUUAAUUUUGUUGUAUCUACUUGAUAGACUGAAUAAUUCCAAGAUACUAGUCUUUGUAAAAUCAAAUGAAGCGUCUUUACGGUUAGCAUCCCUGCUAAAUAUUAUGAUUGGUGAAAAGCUAGGAAAACAGCACAUAAUAACCUCAGUCAACUCAAAUAAUACAAAGAGCGAGAAUAGAAAGUUGGUAAAUGAUUUUGCUGUUUCUGCAUCAUACUCAUCAGCAAAUAAGGUUCUCAUAACCACUGACUUAAUGUCAAGAGGUAUCGAUAUUAAUGAUAUCACAGAUGUAAUUAACUAUGACUUGCCCAUUGGGUCGCAGCAAUAUGUCCAUAGAUGUGGAAGAACAGCAAGAGCCCGGACAGAGGGUAAUGCUUUUAACUUACUAGUCGGGAAGGGUGAGAAAACUUUCUGGUGCCAAAGUAUUGACAACGAUAUGAGCAGAGAUGUAAAUGGAUGUGUACCAAGAGAUUGGGACUCAUCAAAUCCAGAAGGCGAUCAGGAGACACAGGAAGCUCUUCCGUUAUCUAAAAUUUCAUCGGAUGAAGAAAAGCUAUACAAAAAGUGCUUAGAAAUCUUGAAGCAAAAGGCUAGUAGUAAAUGA